Westerdykella ornata is the source of this 465-nucleotide messenger RNA. RefSeq lists its product as uncharacterized. Lineage: Eukaryota; Fungi; Ascomycota; Dothideomycetes; Pleosporales; Sporormiaceae. Gene Ontology annotation, molecular function: protein serine/threonine phosphatase inhibitor activity; protein phosphatase 1 binding. The transcript has 2 exons. Gene Ontology annotation, cellular component: nucleus. The record is from RefSeq and is a predicted model, not a curated record. Bases 1 to 465 code for a protein of 154 amino acids.
AUGUCAACGACACGAAGCAAUGCGCAACCGGCACCGACCGCAACUAUAAUUGAACCACCCGUCUUGACAACGCCGUCCGGGACCCUUCGUCUCAGAGCUGAACCGGCAGAGCAGCGCCAUAUCCAAUGGGCAGAAGACGUCGUGGACAAUGAGGGAAUGGGGAAGAAGUCCUCAAAAGUCUGCUGCAUCUACCACAAACCGCGCGAAGUAGGCGAGUCGUCCGACGAAUCCUCAUCAGACUCAUCCUCCGAUUCGGACAGCGAUAGCGAACCGGACAGCAGCAGAGCGCGUCCCGUGGGCGGGCGGAAGACUGGGCGAGGGCGUAAACCUCAUAAUCAUGACCACGACCACGGUGAGCAUGAUCAUGACCAUGGCGAGGGACCAUCCCAACAGCCGAAACCGCGACGUCGACCGCGACGCAAACCCAGCCCAAACGCUUACGAGAAAAUGCCAAAGCGUAAAUAG